Hyalella azteca is the source of this 3556-nucleotide messenger RNA. RefSeq names its product G1/S-specific cyclin-E. The transcript is spliced from 11 exons. Gene Ontology annotation, molecular function: cyclin-dependent protein serine/threonine kinase regulator activity. The record is from RefSeq and is a predicted model, not a curated record. Gene Ontology annotation, cellular component: cytoplasm; nucleus; cyclin E1-CDK2 complex. NCBI's taxonomy places the organism in Eukaryota, Metazoa, Arthropoda, Malacostraca, Amphipoda, Hyalellidae. Gene Ontology annotation, biological process: G1/S transition of mitotic cell cycle; regulation of cyclin-dependent protein serine/threonine kinase activity. Bases 383 to 2644 code for a protein of 753 amino acids.
CUCCUCAGAUGUGCUAGCGCCGAGCCCACUGCAGGACGCGGUGAGCGAAGACUGAAGACGCACAGUGAGUGUAGGCGAGUGUGCAUAAAGAGAUCAUUGUGAAGCAGAUCUACGAUUUGUAUAUAAAAUAGAGUUGGAAUUGUGUCCAUUUUUCUAAUUCCGAUGAAUAUAGAUAUUUAAUUAUGCUAUUUGUCCAAAUGCGGUUCGAUAACCUCAAAUGACCUGCCCCUGCGUGCCUUUGUCAGUUUGUGACUUCUUUCCUGGGAAAUUUUGGCGCGGAUACACCGAGUUGAAUCUACAUCAUCAAAGCUGAAUGGAUGGCAGCAUAAGUGCAGUGGAUGUCAACCUAUAGUCAGGACUUUGCUACUCCCAAGCCUUCUCAAUGUCUGCAUCCAACAGGAGGUCAAAGACCAGUUUAUUAGCAGACAAGUGUGGGCAAACUGACCACUUCUCAAGCAAGAGGAAGGAGUCAGAAGGCGGAGAGAGCCUCUUUGGAUCAAAUGUUGCUGUAGUUUUCACUGGUUGCAGCGAGGCUGAUGCCAGUGAGCCCUGUGCUAAACUUCCCAGACUAAGCCCUAAUAUCAAAGGCAGCUGUGGUCAGUCAGAGCGCAGAGCUUCUUUGAGGAACAGAUCUGCCAUCAGCAGUGCCAUUGUGAACAGGCGCAAAAGCAGUCGACUCUCACGAAACAUAAAAGAAGAUCCUUGCCGUAUUAUGGCAAGUGGAAAUGGUGCUGCUGCGAGUGGAUUCAAGGAUGAUCAAUCUAUUGCACGAGUUCACAAGAAGGAAACAGACAGACGUCAGUCUCUGCAGCCGCAAAGCUUGCGGUCAGAUGGCACAGUGAAGCAUUCCCAGCGACGCAUGUCCCAUCACUUCCCACCCACACCAGAUCCCUUCAGCGCAUCUUUGAUUGCAAGGCAUAGCGGUAGUCAGCCUUUGGAUGAUGUCACUGCAGCACUUCUCAAUGAAAACAGAAGUCAUGCACAACAGAAUCUUCAGGCUUCUGCUUAUAGUAGUAGUAGUGUAACGUUAGUUCCAUCUAGUUCUAGUAGCUCUUUGUCUGUUGAUUUUCCCUCCGUUUAUCAAAAUGAAGUUACAGUGAUCACUAGUCAUAUUCAAGACAAGAGUCCAUUUUUAGCUAACCAAGCGGCAUCAUCUCACCUAGUCAAUCAAGGGGAAAGAAGCUCACAGUUAUCACAGCCUCUGGAGUACUGUAGGUCCAAUUCCUAUGGCAAGCACAUAUCAUCUGUAAAUUCCAUUGAAUCCUGUAGUUCCUCUGGGAGGGCAUCCAGCAGCUAUGAAACGUGCUCUGCUGCAUAUAGUACUGAGUAUUCGGAUUAUUUGAGCUCUACUGCUUUGAAUAGUAGCUCUUCUACAGCUUCUUGCAAUACUGAUAGUGUAGGCAGGGAGUAUACCAACGUACAGCCCAAAGAUGAGUUGAAAGUUAGGAGCUCCUGUGAAGAAGUCAUGGAAGUUCCUCGGUCGGUUACACCUGAUGCUCCUCUUGAGUCUAAGAGCAAUGAUGUAUACACACCUAGAGUGAGAGUGAACCGAGCGUCGCCCCUGCCGCCGCUGACGUGGGCAGACCGCCACCUUGUCUGGAAAUACAUGUGCGACAAGGAGCGUGACUACAAACGCACAGCAGCAGUUCUGGACGCUCACCCUGCACUUCAGUCGAGAAUGAGGGCUAUACUCCUCGACUGGCUGAGUGAGGUGUCGGAGGUUUACAAACUGCACCGUGAGACUUACUACAUCGCCGUUGACUACAUCGAUCGUUACCUUCAAGCCACUUGUAACGUUCCCAAGCAGCAGCUGCAGCUUCUCGGGGUAACAUGUCUCUUCAUUGCUGCCAAGAUGGAAGAGAUCUACCCACCGAAGCUCUCAGAGUUUGCGUACGUUACUGAUGGGGCUUGUCGGGACGAAGAGAUCAUUGAAAAAGAACUCGUUGUAGUUAAGACAUUGUCAUGGAAGCUCUCGCCCCUGACGUGCACCGGCUGGCUGAAGAUGUACAUGCAAGUCCUGCACGAGGGACGCUCCAACGGUCGAACUCUUGACGGUCCUGAGACAGAGUUUGUCUACCAGUGCUUCCACGGAGAAAACUUUGUGCAGAUUUGCCGGCUGCUGGAUCUGUGCACCCUGGAAGUGUCAUCGCUGAAGUUCCCUCCGUCUCUGCUGUCGGCGGGGGCGCUCUCGUUUUUCUGUGAUGUACAUCGGACCUCUAAGCUCACCAUGUACUCUGUGCUUGAUCUGCUGGUGGUCCAACGCUGGAUGCAACCUUUUGCCGAGACCAUAGCAAAGAUGAAGCAUCCUGCACAGCUGAAAUCCUUCAAAAACGUCGCUCCUGACGAUUAUCACAACAUCCAGACCAAGAGUGUUGGCCUUGAAGAACUGGAGGCAGCGCUAGUCAACCUACAGGCUGCAGAACCAGUGACGUAUGAAGAGUCGACCUCGCCAGUCCACGAGGCCGCUCCUGUGUCUGUCCUCACGCCUCCCAAGACUGAAGAGAAGAAGGACGAAAUCUCUGAGGGAAGCAGCCACUCGAAACAAACUUGUGGGAUGCUCACUACAGUGCCAUACUUCAGGCAGUCUGAUGAUUAUGCUGGUGCUGAGAAACAAAUAAUUGUAUUGAACCAAAAUUCCCAUUGAAUAAUAAUGCUGAAUUUAGAAAAUUCCCAUUGAAACAGUAACGCUCUUUAUUGAAAGUUUGCGUUGAAACAAUAAUGCCGGUUAUUGAAUGUUUGCAUUAAAAAUUUACAUCCAGAUAUUCUAGUAUGUGGAUUUAGUGGGAGAUUAUAAUUUUCUCUAGUACGGCUUUUCAGAAGACUGGCUAGUGGACAAAGAAGUAUUAAGUCUAAUGAACAAUGAUGAUCAACUCUUAUGAUUCGUUUUGUUAAUGCUUAGUUAACCUGAUUCUGCUGCUAUGAUGCGUGGGAAUUGCAAGGAAUAUAAUGCUUUUUAAAAUUAUCCUUGAUAUUUGAAUAGAUAUGAUUUCAUGUACCACUUUUUGUCAGCAACAAAAAAGCCUCAAGUCUUUACAAAAAUUCAGAAGCUUUCGUUUUUUUCCUGUAAACCGAAAUAUUGUGAUAUUUCCCCGUAAGAAAGUCACCAAUAAGUUUGACUCGAUCAUUUAAAAAUUUUUAGUGAUUUUGAGACGACAGUUGCGAACUGGAAAGGAAGGAGUAUGAAAUUGGAUUUUUGUGUGAAAUUGAUUAUUUUUUGCGCUUUCAAAUUGCUUACGCAAACAGUUGAAUAAAAAAUUUCUCAUUCUCUAGAAAUACAUCAAAAUAAAAACGCCUUCUUGUAGGAAAUAGUUAUGUUCACGUGCUCUGAGAAUGCAAUUGAUCUGAAUCGCUAGAAACCUUUCCCCUACUACUACUACUCCAUCAACAGUUUUGAGCUCUCUACAGUUUUGAGCUCAACAGUUUUGAGCUCAACAGUUUUGAGCUCUCUACAGUUUUGAGCUCUCAACAGUUUUGAGAUCUCAACAGUUUUAAGCUCUCAACAGUUUUGAGCUCUCAACAGUUUUGAGCUCUCAUCAGUUGUGAGCUCUCAACAGUU